CCUCGCAUCGCAAGGCAGGGCUGGCCAGAAAAUGGGUCUGUGAGGUCAACCAGCUUACACCUGUCUGUGACGCAUACUCAGCUUUUCACGACUUAUUAUUACACAUGACGCCACUUUUAGGACCGUCAGAAUUCUCGUCGCUGAAGUCGGGGCAGUCUCGAGAAGCCAGGAUGUCCGCGAGUGCGCGCUCUCUAGCAGCGGGCGCCCGCCUACUGCUUCCUCAGACAUCAAUUGUGCGGAAUGCUCCAUCGCAAUUUGAGCACUCGGCCAGCCCACUGCUGCUGCCGAGCCGAGCGGGCUUUUUCCGCCCCGACGCCCGGACUUCCGCGAGACCUAGCUGGCUAACGGGGCCUGCAUCGCUCUGGUCGAGUGCGAGCUCGCCGAAUGGCAGCAUGGAUGGCGAGCCGACGCGCUCGGGUACGGAGGACGAGCCGCGCGGCGGUGGGGGUGGCGGCAGCAGUGGGGACGAGGGGAGCACUGAGGACAAGAAGCGGCGGGCGCAGGCACGGCUGGAGCAGGUGAAGCGCGGGCUGGAGGCGGGCACGCUGGGCUUCGGCUUCAGUGCAGGCGGCUUCCUGUACCCCUACCACCUGGGUGUACUGUGGGAGCUGCAUGAGCUCGACAUACUCAAAGACUACAAGGUCCAGAUGGCGGGGGCGAGUGCGGGCUCAUUGGCUGUGGCCACAUACAACUGUGGACUGGAGCCCGAGAAGGCCACCCAGGCGCUGCACGAGUUCGCGGAGAACUGCCGCGCCAACGGCACCCGCUACCGGCUAGGUGGGCUGCUGAAGGACUUCUUACACGCCUACCUGCCAGACGACGCGCACGAGCGCUGCCGUGGCAACACCCACGUCGCCCUCACCCGCCUGUUCCCCGUGGUGCGGUCGGAGCUGAUCAGCGAGUUCGAGAGCAAGGACGACUUUGUGAACGCGCUGCUCACGUCCUGCCACAUCCCCUUCUACUUCAACGGCUCCUGGAUGACGGAGUUUCGCGGCAGGUUCUACAUGGACGGCGGUGUGGCCGCCUUCAUCCCGCGGCCGCCCACGCCCCACGCCGUCAAGGUGUGCUGCUUCCCAGUCAACGAGGUGCUGGCCACCGUGCAGGACCGAGUGGCCCAGUAUGAGCGGGUGGCGGCGCUGCUGGAUGUGGCCAUCAGCCCGGACGCCAGCGAGCCCUGGCCCUUCAGCUACCCGCAGAUGGUGUCGUGGGCGCUGGUGCCGGCGGAUGAUGACAUGCUGCGAUACAUGAUCAACAAGGGGCGACGCGAUGCGCGGGCCUGGGCGCAGCGCAUGGAGCUGGUGCCACAGGAUGCGGCGGCGGGGCGGACCGAGGGAGAGGGCGCGGGCGAUGUGGGCGGCGGCGCGGAGCGCGGGGCGGCGCGUGUGGCAGAGGCGGAGGAGCGGCGGGAGGCGGAAGGCGCGGCGGGCGGCGUGGAGGAUACAGGGGCAAGGCAGGGCGGUGAGGGCGGCGCCACGGCAAGAAGUGAGGCGGAGGCGGAGGCUGUGAAGCAGGCAGCGGGAGGCGGUAAGAAGUGAAUGGCUGUACGUGAAGCUUAUGGUUGUUUAACCGGCGAUCUGUUAGCAGUUGUUUACUAGGGGGAAUGCGUGAGGCUUGCUUUCCGGCGGUCCGUCAGUCAGUCCUUGAUGAAUUGCUUGCUGCCUUGCUGCCCACCGGACUGCGGCGCCAAAGGCACCGCGCAGGGGCACCACGACGGACUGCACACGAUGUAGAAUGCGCGGCGUGGUGUUAUAUGGCACAGGUUAGCAUGCGCGUGGCGAUGUGCGAUUGUUUGGUGUAUGGCUUACACAUGUGUUGCACUUGUGGCGCUGCGGCGCGGCCUGACAUAUGUAAUCAAGACAAGAAUGCAAUAGAGAUUGUAUUGCGGUGUGCCGUUCGGAGAUGCAGAGAUACCAGGGCUUUGGGACCCUCCCCUGCUUGGGACUGGAUCACAGGACGGGUUAGGCGUGUGCAGGAUGUACGUAUGGUACGGGGCCCCGACGGUGGCUGAGCUGGACAUGUGGGCGUUGAAGCUUGAAAGUGCGGUGGACGUGUGUCGCUAGGAACGCACAAGGGCAGAGGGGCAUUGGAGGGCGGAAAACCGCGGAGCUGCGGACCAGAAGGGAAGGCGAAACAACGGCUAUGGUGCAGGCGGAUACCUGACUGCAACUGAACCAACACCAUCGCGUAGGUGCCGCGUAAUAUAAACCGUGGGGAUCCGGUUUUGAGCGCCGAAGAGAGAAUGUCGGGUUCUAAGCGCCGAGGUGCCUGCCACAUUCAGGGGGCUCGUGGGGGCUCGCCGUCAAGCUCGCCGUGCCCAUGCUGCGAAAUGGUGCAUGCCAAAAUGCCAUGUCACA
This is a messenger RNA of Chlamydomonas reinhardtii, 2354 nucleotides long. RefSeq lists its product as uncharacterized. The transcript is spliced from 10 exons. Gene Ontology annotation, biological process: lipid homeostasis; triglyceride catabolic process. Gene Ontology annotation, molecular function: triacylglycerol lipase activity. Lineage: Eukaryota; Viridiplantae; Chlorophyta; Chlorophyceae; Chlamydomonadales; Chlamydomonadaceae. Gene Ontology annotation, cellular component: membrane; cytoplasm; lipid droplet. The record is from RefSeq and is a predicted model, not a curated record. The coding region runs from base 393 to 1535 and encodes 380 amino acids.